Molecule: messenger RNA, 2693 nt
Organism: Cucurbita moschata (crookneck pumpkin)
Lineage: Eukaryota; Viridiplantae; Streptophyta; Magnoliopsida; Cucurbitales; Cucurbitaceae
Product: hydroxyproline O-galactosyltransferase GALT6-like
Exons: 7
Coding region: 488-2482 (664 amino acids)
Cellular component (GO): Golgi membrane
Molecular function (GO): carbohydrate binding; galactosyltransferase activity
Source: RefSeq, a predicted model, not a curated record
CCUCUCAUUUUCAAAUUCUCAUUGGAAGAAGAUUCCAUCUGUUUCCGUUGGAAAGCCAUUGCUUUUUCUUUCAAAAGUUUUCAUCAUUAUUCUUCACGCAUUUAAAAAUCAAACCCCAUUAUUCUAUUCAACCCAUUCAUUUUCCUCCAUCUUCUUCACCGACUUCAACACCGUUCUUACGCGCUUAUAUUCAUCGGACCCGAGUUCUUUCCCCCUUUUUCCUUUUUGAUUUCAAUUUUAAGAACAUUUUGAGUGUUGGGUCUCUUUCGAUUUCGCAAAAUUUUAAGAAAUUUCUGUUUAGAAUCGCGUUAACUGUUCAUCUGGGUGUCUUUUCCCCUAAAAGAACGAAGAAGAACAGUUAACAAUCGAGGGUUUUCGAUUAAUCCAAUCGAUUUCAAGUUCUUCUUUAAGGAAGAUUGUUGUUCUUCUUUCUUUUCCGGGAGUUGAAGGUGGGGUAUCUCUGUAAAUCCCUACCUUCAAACUAGAAAUGAAGAGACCCAAAUCGGAAAAAGUCGAUAUGAUCGUCUCGUUAACGAGACAGAGAUCGAUUCAAAUCCUUUUGUUCAUCGGAUUUCUGUAUCUCCUUCUUGUUUCUUUAGAGAUUCCUCUUGUUUUCCGAGUUGGGUCCGGCGUAGUUUCUCCAGAUUCUUUAUCUCGCCCUCCUCCGCUUGAGAGCGAGGAAGAUUUGGAAGAACGAGAAGCCCCAUCUCGCCCUUUGGAGAACAUAUCUAGAAAUUCAUUACAGCCGACUCCAAGUCGACUAACUCAGUUCAAUAAAAUCAUUUCUGGGUUGGCUUUGGAAACGGAAGCGUUCGAAUCAGGGCUUGAAGAUGCAGUUUCUGAGUUCUACAGGUCUGCAAAGAUUGCUUCCGAGGUGGGGAAGAAAUUCUGGGAUGAACUUGAAUCUGGAAAGAUUCAUCAUAUAGCGAAGAAGAAGGCUGAAAAAGAAUCAAACUCUUCUUGCCCACAUUCAAUUUCUUUAUCUGGGGUUGAGUUUUUAGCUCAUGGUGGUGUUAUGUUGCUGCCCUGUGGGCUCACGUUGGGAUCCCACAUAACGCUUGUGGGUAAGCCGAGAGUUGCUCAUCCUGAAUAUGAUCCUCAGAUAACUAUGGUGAGAAAUGGUGAAGAAUCUGUGAUGGUUUCACAGUUUAUAUUGGAGUUGCAGGGCUUGAACACUGUGGAGGGUGAAGAUCCUCCAAGGAUUUUGCAUUUCAAUCCAAGAUUGAAAGGGGAUUGGAGUGGGAGGCCUGUGAUUGAACUGAAUACUUGUUACAGGAUGCAAUGGGGCUCGGCGGUUCGAUGCGAAGGCUGGAAGUCGAAGGCCAAUGAAGAGACAGUUGAUGGCCAGGUGAAAUGUGAAAAGUGGAUAAGAGACGACGAGGGGCACUCAGAGCAGUCGAAGGCGACGUGGUGGUUGAACCGACUCAUUGGCCGAACAAAAAGAAUGGAUAUAGACUGGCCUUUUCCUUUUGCUGAAGACAAGCUCUUUGUUCUAACGCUUAGUGCAGGCUUUGAAGGUUACCAUGUCACUGUUGAUGGGAAACAUGUUAUUUCGUUCCCUUAUCGAACUGGAUUUGCCCUUGAAGACGCCACUGGACUAUCCGCCAUUGGAGACAUUGAUGUUCAGUCUGUGUUGGCUGCUUCUUUGCCAAGAUCACAUCCUAGUUUCGCGCCUCAGCAGCACCUCGAGAAGUCGAGAAGGUGGCAAGCACCGCUUCUUCCUGAUGGCGAGGUAGAUCUUUUCAUCGGCAUUCUCUCUGCUGGCAACCAUUUCGCCGAGCGGAUGGCCGUAAGGAAGUCUUGGAUGCAGCAUAAACUUAUAAAGUCGUCAAGGAUUGUAGCUCGAUUCUUCGUAGCACUUCAUGCACGAAAAGAAGUAAAUGUCGAGUUGAAGAAAGAAGCCGAGUUUUUUGGUGAUAUAGUCAUAGUUCCUUACAUGGAUAACUAUGACCUUGUGGUUUUGAAAACUGUGGCCAUCUGUGAAUAUGGGGUUCGUGCUGUGUCUGCAAAAUAUAUUAUGAAAUGUGACGACGAUACGUUUGUAAAAGUAGAUUCGGUUAUGAAUGAAGUUAGGAGUGUAGCUCGAGCUGGUAGCGUUUACAUUGGCAACAUAAAUUACUACCACAAGCCCCUGCGCUACGGAAAAUGGGCUGUCACGUACGAGGAAUGGCCAGAAGAAGAUUAUCCACCCUACGCAAAUGGACCGGGGUACAUCGUGUCUUCCGACAUUGCUCGUUUCGUGAUAUCAAACUUCGAGAGACGUAAAUUAAGGUUAUUUAAGAUGGAAGAUGUGAGUAUGGGGAUGUGGGUGGAGCAAUUCAACAGCUCAAAAACAGUGAAAUAUGUGCACAGUUUCAAGUAUUGCCAGUUUGGAUGCAUAGAAGAGUAUCACACAGCUCAUUACCAAUCUCCCAGACAGAUGAUUUGCCUCUGGAACAAAUUACAGAGACGAGUGAAACCCGAGUGUUGCAACAUGAGAUGAACACGAACACGAAACCAACCAAACCGCACCGAACCGAACCAAUGUUCGGCCCUCGUUGUUACCUGCAGUCAACACCAUUUUUUUGACUGCUGCUUGCACCCGAGCAUGAAUCCUGCCCUUGUAUUUUGUCUCGAGCCUUGGUUUUAGGUAAUUUUUUUAGUUCAUGUAGAGAAGAAAAUAUUCCAAAUAUCAAAUUCAUUAUUUCCCGAGC